Molecule: messenger RNA, 4848 nt
Organism: Helobdella robusta
Lineage: Eukaryota; Metazoa; Annelida; Clitellata; Rhynchobdellida; Glossiphoniidae
Exons: 16
Coding region: 1-4533 (1510 amino acids)
Cellular component (GO): cytoskeleton
Source: RefSeq, a predicted model, not a curated record
AUGGAUCAGAUAGAUGACGUUUUAAAGGUUUUUGAUUUAAUAUCAAUGGAUAUUGAAGAUAGCAUUUCACAAUCACACAGGUCUCAAACACCAUCAAAGUCAGAAGAUUUGAGUACAUUCAGAAAACACAACCCAUGUUUGACAUUGGAAACAAAAGUAAAUUUAUCAAAGCAACUUUGGUACAAGCUAAACUAUGGUCGAGGAAACAGUCUGAUGACAUUGCAGAAGCAAAAUGAAGGGAGUUUCAUAAUAAGAAAGAUAGAUGAAGACGGCAGAACAGGCUUGGUCUUGUCGUACAGUUGUGGUAGAAACAUUCCGCACAAGAUGAGAAGCAUCAAAGUGGAUGAAAGAGAUGGCUACUACUUCCUCAACGGCUGCAGUUACUUGUUUACAAGUCUUGAACAGCUCGUGGUUCUUCAUGCCAGCCGCCCGGCAUGUUUAAGCUGUGGCUUGAAGCAACUUCACCUACCACCUGCCAUUCAAGCAGCUGAGACAGAACAAGAAAUUGAGAUGAUUGUUGGUAAAUGUGGAGCAACAUCUUAUCAACAAAAUCAACAAAAACUACUUCAUUGUCAUCAACAACAUUAUCAACAACAGCAAAAAUAUCACCAACAGCAACAACAUGGGCAAAUGUUUGUGCAACAGCAUCAACAAUCUCAGCUUCAGCAACCUCAGCUUCAACAGCAUCAGCUUCAACAAAAUCAGCUUCAACAACAAUUAUAUCAUUGCCAACAUAAGCAAUUACAUCAGUCUAACACAUCGUCCCUUGAUUAUUCAUUUUCAUACAAGUCAGUUGAAGACCCGCAUAGCAAAAUUUUAUUUAGAGGAUCUUGUGGUUCCAGUUAUGAAAAUUUCCAACGCUCGAAUAAAGAUUUCAAUGAUCAUGCUGCUAACAACAAAAUUAACUUCAAUAAUGUCUAUGCCAAUGAAACAAUCUACGACAACAUAGGCUCACUGGCUCGCAUCAACAGCAUCAACAACAGCAUAAACAACAGCAACAACUGCAUUAUCAACUUGAAGAAGUACAAGCUGAGGAGCCAGCAUGACCAAUUAACAUCAGCUUCAUCCCCAUUCCUCUCCCUGAUGAACAAUCCAAAUGCACACGUGACCCAACAGACAUUAUCGUCGUCGUCGUCAAACACAUCAUCAAGACACACAAGCCGUGAUAUGUAUCAAGCACACACUCAAAGAGCAUCAUCCAAUAUGGUCAGCACCACCAACAACAACAGAAACUGCAAUAUAUGCAGAGUGGUAUCCAUGGGCAGCAACAAUUCUUCCCAUCACAUGCCAUUCAACAGCCUUCAGCUUGCCAACCGUCUCAAUGGCUUAUCUGCCUCACAAUCAAAUCCAGACACUCUCGAUAAACUCAUCAACCCACUACCAAGUAAUCUCCUAAGCAUUCCUGAAAUAGGAAAUGAUCCGAGUCCUAUAUAUGCUGAACCAUGUGAAGACUCAGAUGAUAAUCUCAGAAAAUACUUAGAAGCAGUUGCUCAAAGGAGUAAAGCAUCAAGUAGCUACUCAAGCAAAACUGUGAGCUCAAACAACACAACUCUUAAUAAGAAGCUGCUGAGCUCAAACAACACAAGCCUUUCAAACAAAGUCGAGAAUGGCUUUUUGAAAGUGAGCACAAAUUACAAAAUACCCUGUGACGUGACUCCAUCUCCAAAGUUCCACCCGCCUCUCAACAUCUCAGACAAAAAUGUCUUUUUCUCGAGCCUUGAUGACAUUUCUGUAGAGGCAGCUAAUGGGCUUGUAUGCAAGGGCAAGAAGGAUGCAGCUGAACAAUCACUUCAGUCAGUUCAGUGUGAACUUGUGGUUGCUCGUAACAUCAAUGCUGAUGUUAACUGUACUGCUGAUUGGUCUAGAGGGUAUAAUAAAAAUUUAGAUUGUAAUAAUGGCACUCGGAGUAAUGCAACUGAUCAUAAUUUUGACAAGAAUGUAGAUGAUGAUAACAUUUCUGACGAUGUUUACAUAGAAGUGGUAGAUAAAUGCCAUGCAAAUUGGGUGAAUGUUCACAAAACAAAUAGUCUUUCUAUGAAGUACCAGCACCAACAGGAUCACCACAAUGAAGUUAAAAAUAAUAGUUACAACCACAACCUUGUUUCAAGUGCUGAAAAAAAAUUUACAUCAAAAAACAACGUUAAGACAACGCCAUUAUUAAGAAAAAACUCCAACACAUGCCGACCAGCUCCCAGUAUUAACAACGGCACCCAGAUGAUUUUACCAAACAAACCUGCAUACACAUUUUCAUCUCCACCUGUUAUAAGUGAGGUUGAUAUCAUUUCUGAGCCUCAUUAUCAGGAUGUUACUUCAGUUUGUGACAAUAGCAACACUACAAUUGCCAAUAGUGACAGCAGUAUUAAGCUAGCAAAUGGUCAUGUUAACAAUCCCAACGGCAACAUAAGCAUCAAUAACAACAACAACAACAUUGAUAACUAUAUUAAUAAUAGGUUAACAAAAUGCACUUAUGAUGACAAAUUAAGUUAUUUGAAUAGUAAAAACACUCGUACCCCAAAUGCGAAUCACGAGACAGAGACAGACUUGGAGGACAAGAGGAGGCAUGAUGCUUACCUGUCAGCUUUGGCGGAUCUUAGAACUAACAGCAGUCACAACUACAACAUAAAGAAUAAUCGUUUCUCAGAAAUAAAUUAUCAUCGGCUGGAGAAUCUGGAAAGUAAAUUCAACAAAACUAUGGCACAUGAUCAAAAACUGCAACAACAAAAUCAACAGCUGCCAGAUGAAACUUCAGCUCUACAUCAACACUGUCAACAAUCUCCACACCAUCCAAAACAACUGCAACAGCUUUUUCACACCUUCAGCCUUCAUGGUUCAGUUGAUCAACGGCUCAGAUUGCAGCUACCCCUUUAUCACCAACAACAGCAACAACAAAAUGUUGAUGUCACCAACAUUAAAAAUGGUAACAAUUUCAAAAAUUACUUAAUCAGUAAAGGCAGCUUCAAUGGUAAUAGCAACCACAUCAAGUUGAGACGAAACAGCUCAGUGAUGGAAGCAAAUACUAGUUACAACAACAUCAUCAACAACAACAACUACCUGAACAACAUCAACAGCGUUCAUUUUGGCACGUACAACGUGGACAACAGCGUGGAUGUCAACUCACAUGUCUCCCACAUAUCAGAAGGAAUCAUCAAGACCUCGACGGAGCAGUCAACAUUUUUUGGUCAGAUAUGUACAGAAUUCAUUCAGUGUACACUGGCAGGCAAGGAAAUCAAUCCUGUCACUGUGGCUAUUCAUGUACGACAAUUCAUGGACGGGAUGAUGAACUACUUGAAGAACUACAAAGAGGCUAACAUAUGGAAGAUCAUUGAGAAUGAAAGGAAUGAGAUGAGGUCAGAGGAGAUAGUGAACAUGGAUUCGAUAUACGAAAGAUCAUUGCUACAGUGCAUACUCAAGCCACUGCACAAACAUAUCAAACUGCUCUACAACACUUAUUAUUAUAGUUUAAAUUGCCAUGCUAUGGAACAACAAAACUUCACUUCCAGCAACAACAAUAACAACAACAACAACAUGAUCUCAAAUGGAACGAAACAGAUGAAGUUGAGUGACGCUAUUGAGAAAGCAUCUGAUAAUAUUCAACUUCUCCAUUUCAAACCCCAACUGGUUGUUCUACUCAAUUCAUCAACGUGUUGGUGCAGGGAUCACUUUGUUAACAUGAACUUCACCUAUUCGCCAAAUGAUAAAGUUCAGCUGCUAAUUGAGGCAUUGAUGUACCUUGAAGAGCAGGUGUCCACACAUUUCUUGGAUUCCUUGCAAUCAUCUCAUCAUUUAAUGGUUGUCGAGUUCAGCUUCUGCCUCAGUUACAUAAUCAUCCAAUGUAACUUUACGAGAGCUGAGAUAGAGGCCGAUUACAUCUCAAGACUUCUUCAGAAGAAAUUGUUCACAGGGCAAACCACUUUCUUUCUCAACGUCUUCAUCUCCGCCAUCAACAUCGUCAAGAAGUACUGGUCCACACAUUCCACUAGUAACACCAACAACAGCAGCAACAACAAUAAUGUCAAUAAUGACAUCAACAACAACGUCAACAACAACAUAGUCACUAAUGGGGGCAACAACGACAGUAACGCUAGCGAAACUGCAUAUGCCGGCCAGAAUGAUGACAAUGCUGGCGGCAAUGAUGCCAGUGAGUACAUCUCGAACAAAUACUUGGAAACAGACUGGUUGAUGGGAGAGUUCGUGACAGUGCACAUGCUGGACGACAGGACGUCCAGCCUCACAAAGUGGUGCCUGCCCGUCAAUGAAAACACCACCGCCCAUGAUAUAUGCAACAUGAUGUCCUACAGACUUCAACUGGCCAACUCGCAAGAGUAUGGACUGUACGUUCUGUCCGGAUCAGAAGAAUACCCUCUCAGAGGCUCAACCUCGAUCAUUCACUCAUCACUGACUUCAUCAUUCUUCCCACUGAAAGCUUCUUCAUCGACAACAUCAUCCUCUUCUUCUUCAUCACCAUCAUCAUUGAGUAGAUCUCUCAUAUUUAAAAAACUCAACAACAAAUAUCUCUGGUCCCAUGCCAAGUAGAUGUCGGAGACGUGAUCAAGGAAGAACAGUUGAAGUGUACCAGUAUCAGAUUAAACAUAUAUCAUCUAGUUAACUUCAGUAUCUUCAUAUCCACCAUCACAUCAUCAUUAACAUCUUCGUUGAGAUUUUCUAGUUAUGUUCAUCAUUAUCGUCGUCAUUGUUAACUAUCAUUAAUGUUUCGUUCACUAACCCUAGAUGCCUAGCGUUUCUUGAUUGACAUCGUCGUGUCCAUUGAAGUAACAGUGCAUUGUUUAAUUUUUAAUUAAUUUGUUUGUACUUUGCCUUAGAGAUACAUAAUAUUUUUAAAUAAAAAAA